AUGAGUCGUUUUACUGCUAGUGGAAUACUGUAUACUUUGCCAGCUAAUUCCUCAAACGGAACAGAUGAAGGAUGCAUGCUCUGGAAUUCAACCCAGAACGUCAUAAUUACUGGAGCAUACAAUGGCAUUCCGCAGACCUUGAUACUCAACGUUAUUUCGUGGGUUUCGCUGCUUUUGUUGUUUACUGUGUUGCGGCGCACAGCGUGGAAUUAUGGGCGUAUGGCGCUGGUGCAACGAUCGAAGAAUCGAUGGACAAACUUAUUCUACCGCGGCGGAGAUAAUGACGCGUUGGUUGAAAGACGUCGAAACACGGACGAAUCGCUAAGUAUUGAUGAAGGAUUUUUCACGUGGUUACCAGCUGUGUUUCGCCUGACCCGGGAACAAGUCCUUGCUAAGUGUGGCCCAGAUGCUGUGCAUUAUCUAUCGUUUCAAAGGCACGCCAUAACAUUGAUGUUUAUUGUUACGCUCGUGUCUAUUGGCAUUAUCUUACCAAUUAACUUUCAAGGAACCAAUUUGCAAGUUGAUGCCAGCACAUUCAGUAGAACUACCCUAUCCAAUCUUACUGGAAGAUCUUACUGGCUCUGGGUCCAUACCUUGAUAAGUAUUUCAUUCCUUCCUGUAUCGGUAUUGAUUAUGAGAAGGUGUACAGGUAGAAAACCAGUUCCCACAUCAAUGACUGGUACAAUCAUGAUAACUAAUAUAUCAAGAGCUGAUAGAAAUGAAGGGACUAUCAGAGCCUAUUUUGCCCAUAAUUUUCCGCAUAUACAAAUAGUUGAUUUAAAAAUGGCUUACAAUGUGAAUAAACUCAUUGAAGUGCAAGAGAGAAAGGAGAUGGUGACAGAAGCUUUGAUUUAUACUGAUGCAUAUUAUAGGAAAACAGGAAAGCGGAUAACAGUACGCCCACAACUUUGCGGAGAAGAGGUAGAUGCUCUUGAAUACUACACUAAUGAAGAGAAACGCUUGAAAGAUGAAGCUAAGCGUUGCCGGGCUAUUGUGCUGAAUGAUCCAUUAGGUAUUGCCUUUUUAACACUACCUUCUUAUCAACUAGCUGAACAUGUUAUUAGUCAUUUUAGCCUGCACCGUGGUUGGGUGCUAUCACAUGCUACUAAUCCAUCUGACAUAAUUUGGGAAAAUCUCAGUGUCCAGCCAGGGGUAUGGUAUGUCAAAGUUAUCCUUGUCAACUUCUGUCUAUUUGUUGUACUUUUCUUUUUAACAACCCCUGCUAUUAUAGUAAAUUUGUUCAACAACAUUUUUGUUAAACCUGAGACUGUUAGCAAGUUUAGUAGCUUGAUCUUGGAUUUUCUACCCACUCUAUUGCUUUGGACAAUGGCCGCUGUUAUGCCCGCGCUGGUUUCGUUCUCUGAUAAAUUUUUAUCACAUUGGACUAAGUCUCAACAAAAUUACUCCAUUAUGACUAAAACGGUGACAUUCCUUCUCCUUAUGACGUUGAUUUUGCCUUCUUUGGGGCUAGCUAGUGCGGACGCUUUGUUUAGUUGGACGUUGCACCAUGUCAAUGACACAAUGCGUUGGGAUUGCGUAUUUUUGCCCGAUAAGGGAGCGUUCUUUGUCAAUUACGUAAUUACGUCGGGGUUCAUUGGAACUUCUCUGGAGCUGAUUCGAUUUCCUGAGCUAUUUCUAUACGUGUGGUACCUUUUACAGUCAAAGUCAAAAGCCGAAAAGAGUUACGUGAAAAAAGCUAUUCUGUACGAGUUUCCGUUCGGGGUGCACUACGCUUGGAGUUUAGCUAUCUUCUCCAUUACUAUGGUAUACAGUCUUGCGUGCCCUCUGAUUUCACCAUUCGGUCUGAUUUAUUUCAUUCUCAAGCAUAUCGGCGACAAGCAUAAUUUGUACUUUGCUUACGGCCCGAGUGAUAUGAGUGGAGUCGGGGGCGGCAGAAUUCAUUCGACAGCUGUGAGAUUGAUACGGAUUUCUGUAUUACUUUUGCUGAUUAACAUGGCGGCAUGGGCCGGGUUGCGUGCGGGUUUCGAGGCGCGGACUAUUAUCCUAAUAAUGGCGUCCAUUGUGACAUUUGGCACGUUUUUGCUGCUCAGUCCCUUCCCUAGUUGCACACCGCCGGCGCCGUUACAAGAGGAGUCUAGCGUUACUCCAAAAGAAUAUGUGGCUCCGGUUCUUUUGCGACCAGUUGAUUCUACCCCAGUUUCGACACCAUCCACCCCUGAUUACGGGGCGUCCUCGCCUGUCGUAAAUCUUGCCUAUAAUCCGGACCCUAUCAAUAUUUAA
Molecule: messenger RNA, 2241 nt
Organism: Leptosia nina
Lineage: Eukaryota; Metazoa; Arthropoda; Insecta; Lepidoptera; Pieridae
Source: the annotation of a GenBank genome assembly